AUGGCCGCCUCCGCUGUUCGAUUUGUUGCUCCCCUCCGAAGCGCCCUCAGCGUUCCCCGGUUCCGAGCUUCCUCCGCUCUCCGGUCCGCCGCUCAGCCAAAUAUCAGACGAGCAUUCUCGCAGAGCGCAUUGCUCCAGGCGAAGAAAUACACACCACAGCACGAAUGGAUAGACGUUUCUGCUGAUGGCAAGACCGCUACCAUUGGUAUCACCGGCUACGCCGCUAAGGCUCUAGGAGACGUUGUUUACGUCGAAUUGCCCGCCGUGGAGGAUGAGGUUUCUGCUGGUGACAGCAUCGGUGCUGUUGAGUCCGUCAAGUCCGCUUCGGAUAUCAUGUCUCCCGCUUCAGGAACCGUCGUCGAGGUCAACACCCUACUAGAAGAGAAGCCAAAGACCGUGAACGAGUCACCCGAGGAGAAUGGAUGGUUCGCUAAGAUCGAGAUCACCGAUGCCAGCGAGUUGGACAGCUUGAUGGAUGCCGAGGCAUACAAGGCCUCCUUGGAGGAGACUGAUUAA
Molecule: messenger RNA, 516 nt
Organism: Arthroderma uncinatum
Lineage: Eukaryota; Fungi; Ascomycota; Eurotiomycetes; Onygenales; Arthrodermataceae
Product: glycine cleavage system H protein
Exons: 3
Coding region: 1-516 (171 amino acids)
Biological process (GO): protein lipoylation; glycine decarboxylation via glycine cleavage system
Cellular component (GO): glycine cleavage complex; cytoplasm; mitochondrion
Source: RefSeq, a predicted model, not a curated record